This is a messenger RNA of Ornithodoros turicata, 528 nucleotides long. RefSeq lists its product as uncharacterized. The coding region runs from base 16 to 390 and encodes 124 amino acids. The transcript is spliced from 5 exons. NCBI's taxonomy places the organism in Eukaryota, Metazoa, Arthropoda, Arachnida, Ixodida, Argasidae. The record is from RefSeq and is a predicted model, not a curated record.
AGCUGUUUCCGCCUUAUGUGGCCAUCGUCGUCAGCUCGCAGGCGCUGCCGUGUUCGCAUCGCUAGCAGUGGAACCUAUCGCUUCGCGGAUUUCGCUCCGCAGAUCAGUGCUGAACUUGAACCGACAAGCAGUGCGCUGUACACCAUGCAGACCCUGAACGCCCUCGUCUUCCUUGGCCUUCUGGCUUGUGCUAUGGCCACCUUUGUCUACUACGACUACGAUCACGUGGCCGCCCCUGCAGUGGUCGACCACGUUGCUCCAGUUGUCAGUCAUGCCGUUUCCCCAGUUGUCGGCCACGGCGUUGCUCCAGUUGUCGACUAUGGUUACGGCCACGGUUACGGCCUCGGCGGUUACCAUUAUGGUCUGCCAUACUACCACCUUAAGAAAUAGACUACGCAGAUGGGAACCCAAGCGAAUAACUUCAAGAUAAUGGACUGGACGAAACAUCGAUGAUCACACAGCAUUGAAAAUCUUUGAACAAGAGAAUAUCGGAUCUUUUCAAUAAAAGAGAACUUUAAAGCAGUAGAA